UACAACAAUGAAGAAAUGUUUUGCAGUAAUAGCAACCUUCCUGCUUCUUGGUAUCACUAUUUUAUGGAACAAGGAAAAGCUAUGGAAAACGGCACACAGGCGAAUAGACAAAUCAAGAGAAGAUUUGGACAAUCCGUACUCGGCGCUCUUGUUAGGAAGUGAAGUAAUAUAUGACGUCACUACCGUAGCGAGUAAAGUAAAUUCAUCUGUUCAUCUUGUGAAGAAUCGGAAGUACGCAGUAGGUGAACGAGCUAGAGUGCUCAUCACACUACGGGAUCAACUUGGAAGACGGAAAACUUCCGGGGGUGACGUUCUACGGGUGUGGCUCCGAGACAAUUCAAUCAAAGCCAAUGUGGCCGGGGACGUCAUAGAUAACGGAAAUGGCACCUACACCGGAAGUGUCCUGCUUCCAUGGAAGGGUCGUCCAAAACUCUAUGUUUCUAUUGCAAUACCGCGCGAAAUGAACAUUUUGAUUCUCCAUUCGAUGGUCAAAAACUUGGGUUCAGUUUAUACAUUAAGCGGCAUGUUCAAUAAAACAAGUCACGGACCAUCUGAACUUACCCAGUGUGGUCCACAACCUAUGACCCAACCAACCAAUAUGUGUAAUUUAACUCAACAGAACUAUGAUUUAGAUUGGUACUGCAAAGCUCCAACAACACAUGGAAUUACAUGUCAGGAUUGGAAAAUGGCGUUGGGUAAUGGGAAGACUUAUGUUUCAAAGACAGAUAUGGAAUUUAUAACGCAAGUACCAUAA
Mizuhopecten yessoensis (Yesso scallop) is the source of this 754-nucleotide messenger RNA. RefSeq names its product NXPE family member 2-like. The record is from RefSeq and is a predicted model, not a curated record. NCBI's taxonomy places the organism in Eukaryota, Metazoa, Mollusca, Bivalvia, Pectinida, Pectinidae. The coding region runs from base 8 to 754 and encodes 248 amino acids. The transcript has 2 exons.